Messenger RNA from Cylindrotheca closterium, 291 nucleotides. The record is from the annotation of a GenBank genome assembly. Lineage: Eukaryota; Bacillariophyta; Bacillariophyceae; Bacillariales; Bacillariaceae.
AUGCGGAAGUUUUCCAAAGCCAUUGCCUCCGUGGCUCUCUUCCACUCGGAAAUCUUUAGUUCCUCCCGCUCAAGCGUCGCUGUUGCCUUUACAUCUCCUUCCAGCAGCAUCAACAGAUUCGCUACCAGCAGUAACUUUCAAGCUUCUACUUACCAGUCCGCACGAUUGUCUUCCAGCAUGUCAGCUUCAUCAUUCUACGAUCUUUCCGGCACAAAGAGUGACGGAACUGACCUCUCCAUGGGAGAUUUCGAGGGCAAGGUUGUGUAUGUCACAAACGUAGCCAGUAAAUGA